This is a messenger RNA of Chenopodium quinoa (quinoa), 1284 nucleotides long. RefSeq lists its product as uncharacterized. The record is from RefSeq and is a predicted model, not a curated record. Lineage: Eukaryota; Viridiplantae; Streptophyta; Magnoliopsida; Caryophyllales; Amaranthaceae. The transcript has a single exon. The coding region runs from base 1 to 1284 and encodes 427 amino acids.
AUGGCUUACUCUGAAUUUCUCCUGGGAUUAAGGCAUAAUGGUUUUAAAUUUGACUUGGUAAGGAAAAAGAUUCGGACAUACGCAGGUGUUUUACGAGAAGCCGAAGCUUAUAUUGAAGCGGCGGACUUUUGUUCGCUCAUAAAAUUAGAAGCACCGGCCGACCAAAAGAAAGAAGGAAAAAAGAGAAAAGAAGUCUGGGUGGCCGAUGGCCAGCCGCAGAAGUCCAAGAAGGUCAAGACGUACGAGCCCCAGUAUGAGUUCAAUAAGGACUGUUAUUCUAUCUUGAUGGAAAUCAUGGAUAAGUUUGAGUUCGAAAAGCCACAGCCGCUGAGAGGCCCGACUCAAUACAAGAACAAGAACAAGUAUUUUCAUUACCACAAGGACGUGGGACAUGACACGAACGAUUGUAUCAAUUUGAAGAGACUGUUGGACAAGUUAGCCGAGAAGGGCAUGCUGAAUUCUUAUGUAAUGAAGUCCAAAUUUACUUACACACGGAAAAAUAACACUUCCGAGAAAAGACAGAAAAAUGAUAAGAACAAAGACAAGGAAGAUGAUGGGAAUAGCACUGAUUCAGGCUUUGCCGUGAUAUCAGGAGGAUUCGCCUCAGGCGGCCCAACCAUGAAAGGGAUCAAGCAGGACGCCUGGAACUUGGGAAAGGUGAUGCAAGCAGAUACAAUAAAGGCCGAACCCUUUCCCAAAGUAAUCAUCAGUGAGGCCGACCGGGGGGAGGUCAAAGCCCUGCACAAUGAUCCCAUGGUAUUCAUUAUGAAGAUAACCAAUUUGAAGGUCGGACGAAUAUUGAUUGAUACGGGUAGCUCGGCUGACAUUAUCAGCCAAGCCGCCUUGAAGAAUCUAAGCUUCCCAGAGGAUGCUCUUCAGGACAUCACUCACCCGUUGGUAGGAUUUGGGGGGAAUGUUAUCCACCCGGUGGGAAGGAUAGACCUACCCGUCCGCUUUGGGCAAAAAGGGGAAGGAAGAGAUAUGGUUGUCCGCUUCCUGGUCGUAAAAGAGCUGACUGGAUAUAAUGUCAUACUCGGCCGUCCUACGCUGAAUGCAGCCAAAGCAGUCAUUGUACCUCAUCUAAUGCUGCUAAAGUUCGAGAGGACGGACGAAAAAAUUGGGACAAUCCAAGGGAGUCAGAAGAUGGCUAAGGAAUGUAAUCAAUUGGAUGUCAAGCCCAAAGCACGCGGACCAAAAGUGUCCGAGCCAAAAGAAGAAGGAACCUCACUCCCAGCAUACCAGGUCGGCCAGAAGCGUAAGGCUACCAAGAUAGAACAAGCAUAG